CCAUGAUCCUCCACAUAGUUCCAAGAAGGCUGCCACAGCUCCCGACACCAAAGCCUCGUACAAGCAGAAUCCCAACAGGAAAGGAAGGCGGACCAGUUGCUGAUUUCCAUGGACUCAUCCGUAUCACAGCCGCUGCAAAUGGACAUUGCAGACAGAGGAGACACUGAGAGAACGAGAAAGAAGUGGGCUUGCUAGCUUUGACCUCCAGGACCCAGUGUCUAAGCAGAAAGGAAGCUUAGACGAUUGAAGCAACAAAGAAAGAAGGUCUCUUUAGGUCACCUGGGCAUCCUCUUUCUCUGUCUUGCCCAGAUGAAGAAACACAGGAGGAAGGGGUCUGAACCCCUUCCGGAACUUUCCGAGAAGGCCAAAGAGCAGCUGGCUGAGGCAGAGCUACGGAAACUAAGGCAGCAGUUCCGGAAGAUGGUAGAGAGCCGAAAGUCUUCCAAUUUCCGCAACCAGCGGAUGAUCGCCAGCCAGUACAAGGAGAUAGAGAAUUUGAAAGCGGAACAGGCAGAGACCACCUUGCUUCUGAGCCUCGUGAAGUCGCCAAAGAACCUAGACCUCAACCAGAAAAAUUUCACCGAGCUGCGCUUCCUGCUGCAGACCAAGGGGGACUACGAGGCGCUGAUCUCCUCCAUGAAGGUGCUGCUGGGAGAACUGGAUGACAAGAUUGUUCAGAUGGAGAGAAAGAUCACAAACCAGAGACAGAUCUUCUUCAAGACACAAGAGGCCAACAAUCCCCGGAGGCUGCAGAGACAGAUCCACAUCCUGGAGACCAGACUGAACCUGGUCACUGUCCACUUUGACACGAUGUUGACCUCCAAUGCCCAGCUCCGGAAGGAUAUUGAGGAUCUUCUCUUUGAAAAGGCCGCCUACGACCACGUCUACCAGCAGCUUCAGCGGCGUCUGCAGACACAGAAGAAGACCAUGAAUGUGGCCAUUGAGCAGUCUACCCAGGCCUAUGAGCAGAGAGUGGAAGCCAUGGCUCGGAUGGCUGCCAUGAAGGACCGCCAGCAAAAAGACAUCUCUCAGUACAACCUGGAGAUCCGAGAGCUCGAACGCCUGUAUGACCACGAGAACAAACUCAAGUCCUUUCUGCUUGUCAAGCUCAAUGACCGCACGGAAUUCGAGGAGCAGGCCAAGAAGCAGGAAGCUGUCAAAAUUAAGAAGCACGGGAAAAAGAGGAAGGGUGAGAGCUUUGAGAGCUACGAGGUGGCCCAUCUCCGACUGCUAAAGCUGGCUGAGAACGGGGACCUGAACCAGCUCACUGAGGACUUCCUGGCCAAGGAGGAGAAGAAUUUUGCUCGCUUCACCUAUGUCACCGAGCUCAAUAAUGACAUGGAGACCAUGCACAAGAGGACCCAGCGGAUCCAGGAUGACAUCAUCAACCUGCGGUCACAGCAGCAGUCCUCCCAUGAGGGCACCCGGAACGUCCUGAAACAGAUGGAGGAGAAACUGAAGAAGACCACCGAGGACACGGACAUUUAUGAGAACAAGUACAGGGAAAUGAGCAAGACCCUGGAUUACCUCAAGAACUCAGUGGAGAAGCUGUUUAAGAAGAUCAACUGCAAUGCCACGGAGAUCCUGGGGAAACUGGGUGAGACUGGGAAGAUCACGGACAGCAACCUUCAGCAGUACUUCGCUAUCAUAGAAAAGAAGACAAACGACCUCCUGCUUCUGGAGUCUUUCCGGCGCCUGCAGGAGGCAGAGGGGCCCGAUGUUGAUGUCCCACAACCCUUUGUCAACCCCUUCUGGGGGGGCUCUGCCCUCCUCAAGCCCCCAGAGCCCUCAAGGGUUGUGCCGCCUGUGUUUGGGGCAGACUCCUUCAGUGACAAAGUUGAAGAGGUUCCUCACAGAGCUCUGUCCUGGGUGCAGUGGAAUAUCCUCUGGACCACAGUAGCCUCCGGCAGCUGGUCUUGGAGAACUACCUUCAGAAGGAACGCGGAAAAGAACCACAGGAGACACUGUUGGAGAAGGGGGACGAGAUAAGGGUCAAGAAGAAGGUGAUAAGCUGAACCCCGUGGGUGGCUGUAUUCCACACCGAGAAAAUAAAUGUUUUCUUGCCGA
Rattus rattus (black rat) is the source of this 2067-nucleotide messenger RNA. RefSeq names its product coiled-coil domain containing 63 (gene Ccdc63). Gene Ontology annotation, cellular component: axoneme. Gene Ontology annotation, biological process: outer dynein arm assembly; cilium movement. NCBI's taxonomy places the organism in Eukaryota, Metazoa, Chordata, Mammalia, Rodentia, Muridae. The coding region runs from base 310 to 1989 and encodes 559 amino acids. The record is from RefSeq and is a predicted model, not a curated record. The transcript has 12 exons.